This is a messenger RNA of Protopolystoma xenopodis, 1896 nucleotides long. NCBI's taxonomy places the organism in Eukaryota, Metazoa, Platyhelminthes, Monogenea, Polystomatidea, Polystomatidae. The record is from the annotation of a GenBank genome assembly.
AUGGGAAACCAGUUGAAUAGAAAAGGUACAAGCUUCCAAUUUAUUCCACAUUUCUUCGUCUCACUUCAUCCUUUAUCGCACUCUAUUACCUCGCUCCACCUCAUCUACCUCAGUGCACUUUACCCCACUUCCUUACACCCCCGUUUACCCUCUGCCGCGUCAUCCCGCAUCGCCCAGCAUCACUUCACCCCACCACCUUCCAUCCCACUCGACAUGAUCCCACAUCAACCUACCUCACAUCAUCCCACACCACUCCAUCUCACUUCACUUCCCUCCACAACAUCCAACAUUCUCUUGCAUCCCUUCAUUCUACCUCAACCCACCUCGCUCCAUUUGACUCCAUCUCAUUGCUCAUCAUCCCAAAUCACUCCACCUCACCAAGCACCACUCCAUCUCACUCCACUUCAUCUUAUUUCAUUCCAUUUCACUUUACUCCAUCUCACUUCACUCCAUCUCACUCCAUUCCAUCUCACUUUACUCUAUCUCACUUCACUCUAUCUUACUUCACUCCAUCUUACUCCACUCCAUCUCAUUUCACUCCAUAUAAAUUCACUCUAUCUCACUUCACUCCAUCUCACUUCACUCUAUCUUACUUCACUCCAUCUUACUCCACUCCAUCUCACUUCACUCUAUCUCACUUCACUCCAUCUCACUUCACUCCAUCUCACUUCACUCUAUCUUACUUCACUCCAUCUUACUCCACUCCAUCUCAUUUCACUCCAUCUCACUUCACUUCGUCUUAUUUCACUCCAUUUCACUUCACUCCAUCUCACUUCACUUCAUCUUAUUUCAUUCCAUUUCACUUUACUCCAUCUCACUCCAUUUCAUCUCACUUUACUCUAUCUCACUUCACUCUAUCUUACUUCACUCUAUCUUACUCCACUCCAUCUCAUUUCACUCCAUAUAAAUUCACUCUAUCUCACUUCACUCCAUCUCACUUCACUCUAUCUUACUUCACUCCAUCUUACUCCACUCCAUCUCACUUCACUCCAUCUCACUCCAUUCCAUCUCACUUUAUCUCACUUCACUCCAUCUCACUUCACUUCAUCUUAUUUCACUCCAUUUCACUUUACUCCAUCUCACUUCACUCUAUCUUACUCCACUCCAUCUCACUUCACUCUAUCUUACUCCACUCCAUCUCACUCCACUCCAUCUCACUUUAAUCCAUCUCAUUUCACUCCAUCUCACUCCACUCCAUCUCACUUCACUCCAUCUCACUCCAUUCCAUCUCACUUUACUCUAUCUCACUUCACUCCAUCUCACUUUACUUUAUCUCACUUUACUCCAUCUUAUUUCACUCCAUCUCACUUCACAUCAUAUCAUUUACUCCAUUUCACUUCACUUCAUCUCACUUCACUUCAUCUCAACUCACUCCAUCUCACUUCACUUCAUCUCAAUUCACUUCACUCCAUCUUACUUAAUUCUAUCUCACUUCACUCCAUCUUAUUUUACUCCAUCUCAUUUCACUUCAUCUCAAUUCACUCCAUCUCACUUCACUUCACUUCACUCCACAACAUCCCACAUUGUCUUUCAUCACUUCAUUUCACCUCACCCCACCUCACUCCACUUGACUCCAUCUCACUCCGCAUAAUCCCACAUAAUGCCAACACUGAAGACGACAUCUCGGCUGGAGCAAGCGGAACUGUGGCGUCAGUUGGCGCACAGAAGCAGCCGACUCGACGACCGGUUGAAGGCGUAUCGUCAUGCGGUCGACCUGUUGCAGGUAGGCCACGCCAGCAAAGUCCUCUGCCCUACACUCUUGCUGUACCCUUUUUAUGUCUGCUCCUAUUCAUCCCAGCCUCUGGUCUCCCUCCUCCCUUUUUUCGCAUCUGCCCGACAGCCCAACGACCACGUUUGGGAGAGGCUGGAGCUGGUGUUGGAAUUGGUGCAGUGGAU